AUGAAAGUCAAGUCAUCAGGGCCGUGGGGGUGGAGAUAUCCGUGGAUGAUAGGAUGGUCUGCACAACGAACACAGGCAACUGGAAGCCCACGCCGAUGCCCUCCUCAGAACCACCUCGUAUACAAUCCAUUGAUAUGUCCCGAAAGCUCACUGCAGUGUCGAGAGCAGCCCAGCGCUGAUACUAGUCAUGGUCGCCCCAAGGAGCAUAUAGGGGCCAAAGUUUUCUGCAAUCCUCACCAGGACGCCGCAAAUGAUAGCCAAUAUAACGUUGAUUACGAUGAGCGGCAGGUUCUGAAUGCCGGGCUCGGUGGCAGUGACCCCCUGAACCACGUGGAGCAAGGUGGCGAGAUAGUAAAAAAAAGAUGA
This is a messenger RNA of Aspergillus luchuensis, 366 nucleotides long. RefSeq lists its product as uncharacterized. Lineage: Eukaryota; Fungi; Ascomycota; Eurotiomycetes; Eurotiales; Aspergillaceae. The coding region runs from base 1 to 366 and encodes 121 amino acids. The record is from RefSeq and is a predicted model, not a curated record. The transcript has a single exon.